GCCCGCCUACCCCGGGCCGCCGACCCGCGCCGCAGCCGCCCGCCCGGCCCCCCGCCCGGCCCGGGAUGAAGGCGGCCCAGGAGGCUGGCGAGGAGGCGCCGCCAGGCGCGCGGUCCGCCAAGGUGGUCCUGGUGGGCGACGGCGGCUGCGGGAAGACGUCGCUGCUGAUGGUCUUCGCCGAUGGGGCCUUCCCCGAGAGCUACACCCCCACAGUGUUUGAGCGGUACAGUGUCAAUCUGGAAGUGAAAGGCAAACCUGUGAACCUCCAAGUCUGGGACACAGCAGGGCAAGAUGACUAUGACCGCCUGCGGCCCCUGUUCUACCCUGAUGCCAGCGUCCUGCUCCUCUGCUUUGAUGUCACCAGCCCACACAGCUUUGACAAUGUCUUCGACCGGUGGUACCCAGAGGUGAGUCACUUCUGCAAGAAGGUGCCCGUCAUUGUCGUGGGCUGCAAGACCGACCUGCGCAAGGACAAGUUGAUGGUGAAUAAGCUCCGGAAAAACGGGUUGGAGCCCGUGACCUACCACAGGGGCCAAGAGAUGGCGAGGUCCGUGGGUGCAGUGACCUACCUUGAAUGUUCAGCUCGGCUGCAGGACAAUGUCCACGCCGUCUUCCAGGUGGCAGCUGAGGUAGCUCUCAGCAGCCACAGUCGCAACGUCUGGCGGCGGAUCACCCAUAGGUUUUGCGUGAUGACUUGACUGGCCUGGGCUCCUCCCUGCCCAGGACCACCUAGCACCUCUGGGAGGAGCUGGGCACUGACCUUUUGCUGAGUUGGCAGGGCUGGACCCAGUUCCCAAGCUGUGGCUGCUAAGCUGUACCUCAAUAGGUGAGCACUACCAAGGCCAGGCCUUGGGGCCUGGGAAACCUGGAUUGAGGCUGAGGGUUCCCAGACCCACCAGCCCUGUGCUGGGCUAGUCCUGGAGUCCCCUGGAAUCACUCACAGGCUCCCAGGGUUCAGUCCUGGACUAACAUCCUGGAGUGGCCUGUGUAGGCUAGCGCCACCUUGUGGCUAUUCCCAGGGCUGCACCUGCAGGACAUAGCCUUAGGACCCUCCUGUUCCUUCCCCGUUCUGCCUACCC
Molecule: messenger RNA, 1079 nt
Organism: Otolemur garnettii (small-eared galago)
Lineage: Eukaryota; Metazoa; Chordata; Mammalia; Primates; Galagidae
Gene: RHOD
Product: ras homolog family member D
Exons: 5
Coding region: 66-698 (210 amino acids)
Biological process (GO): small GTPase-mediated signal transduction; cell migration
Molecular function (GO): GTP binding; GTPase activity
Source: RefSeq, a predicted model, not a curated record